Molecule: messenger RNA, 978 nt
Organism: Letharia columbiana
Lineage: Eukaryota; Fungi; Ascomycota; Lecanoromycetes; Lecanorales; Parmeliaceae
Exons: 3
Coding region: 1-978 (325 amino acids)
Source: RefSeq, a predicted model, not a curated record
AUGAUUUACUCUUUGCUCAGAUUCAAGUUCUACUUUCUACUCUAUCCUUUGGAGCUGAGCAUGGCAAAUACUAAAGAGGGCAAUGCCAGUGUUGGCGAUUCAAUAGCCAAGGCUAAAUCUGGCUUGGGAAAAUGUGGGCAGAACAAGAUCUCGGGUUUCGAGGUGGCUUCAUACUACAAUUGGCUUGACGAGAAGAAUCCAACAAUGCUGGUGCCAGUUCAAUAUCCGUAUUCUUCAGGCGUACCCCCAAUGUGGAGUCCACCAGCCACUGCUCCAGCUCUGAAGCCAGACUUUGGUCCUCGGUACAUCGACCAGAAUACGGACCGGAACCCGAGCUCGCCUUUGAAUCCUUUCGUUCUGGCUGUUCAGACUAAUCAGCCGGACUUCGACUUCGCGGCCGUCGACGUGGUUAGUGAUCAAGUCGACGCCUACCUGCAGGAACGUGUGAAGGGGCCAGACUCUCCGAAAAAGGCGAAUGCAGGGGACCUUCUCAACCAUGCUGACUUUGUGAAGACCUUAUCGCUUGGCAGCCGGCCUACAGCCCCCACAGAAACAAAGGAGAAACCUAGCAGCCGAGUAACCGUAGUUCAAGGCGGACACAAUGUACCCCCUGCGGCAGUGUUGGAGUUGACAACGCGCUCCGAACCCGCCAAACGUACUUCUGACAUCGAGCAGAAGUUGGCCGAUCUGUGGUUUUCUCAGACUCUUUACUUCAUUGAAGCAUACUACCGGAGCGUCGGAUACAUAUUAUACAACCAACUAAGGCUUCAGCAGGGAAAGUUCGAAGAUAUUAAGGCGAAGUCAAUCGGCGACCAGUUGACCAAAUGGAAGACGGCUAACGCAAUUGGGUUGAGAAAGCUAGUGACGGUCUUAGGGGGGAUUGUUGAGGAGGUCAAGAAGGCACAGGGCCCUUGCAUUGUGAGAUCUCUGAUACUCCUUGCCAUGCUUGUCCAAGGAAUUGAAGUCGUUGUUCCAUGA